Triplophysa dalaica is the source of this 4371-nucleotide messenger RNA. Its product is annotated as protein PFC0760c-like. Bases 1 to 4371 code for a protein of 1456 amino acids. The record is from RefSeq and is a predicted model, not a curated record. The transcript has a single exon. Lineage: Eukaryota; Metazoa; Chordata; Actinopteri; Cypriniformes; Nemacheilidae.
AUGCUUCAGACCUUAAGGAUCACCUUUGAUUCAUCUGAUGAUCAUUCAGAUUCUGAUUGCUCUGAGAUGAGAUUGAACAAUGAAAUAUUUAAUUUUCCAGAAUCAGAGUGCUCUAAAGCUGUGGAGAGCCACCAAAUGAAUGAGAGUAAAGAACAAAAGACUGUGGCUUUUUCUUCACGGCCUCAGACCUUCAACAUUACUGAUGGCACAAAUGUUUUUUAUGGAGAAUGUGACAAUACAACAAUGAUUGAAGAGAUUGAAAAUAUACAAAAAUGGAAAUUAGUUAAAAACUAUGAAAAUGAAUGUCAUAUUUUAGAGGACUUUGUUGAGGAAGAAAAGGGAAAUCAAGCAAUUCAGAUAGAGAAUCAGGAAGUAAACCAAAAUAAGAAAGAAGAACAAGAAAGUGCAAAAGAAGAAGAAAUAGGAGGAGGAAUAUGGAACAUUGUGGAUGAGUUAAAAUAUAUAGAUGAUGAAGAGGACAUUGAUAUGGGCAAUGUGGAAAUGGAGAACAAACAAAAUCAGCAAUCAGAUUUUAAUCACCAAUCAUAUGCAGUGGUACAACCAUUAAAUUCAUUGGAUCAGCAAUCAUACGAAGUAAAUGAACAAUCAAAUUCUGAGAAUCUACAGUCAGAUUCAGUAAAACAACAAUCAGAUUCAGAGAAUCAGCAAUUAGAUUUAGUAAAUCAGAAAUCAUAUGCAGUGACUCGAGCAUUAGAUUCAAUGAAUCAACAAUCAGAUUUGGAAAAUGAGCAAUCAGAUUCAGUGAAACAGCAGUCAAAUUCAGUAAAUCAACAAUCAGAUUCAGUAAAUGAACAAUCACAUUCAGAGUAUCAGCAGUCAUAUUCAGAGAAUCAGAAGUCAGAUUUAGAGAAUCAGCAGGCAGAUUCAGUAAAUCAACAUUCAGACUCAGAGAAUCAGCAGUCAGAUUUAGAGAAUCAGCAGUCAAAUUCAGUAAAUCAACAAUCAGAUUCAGUAAAUGAACAAUCACAUUCAGAGUAUCAGCAGUCAGAUUUGGAGAAUCAGCAGUCAGAUUCAGUGAAAGAACAAUCAGAUCCAGAGAAGAAGCAGUUCAAUUCAGUAAAUCAACAUUCAGACUCUGAGAACCAGCAGUCAGAUUCAGUGAAUGAACAAUCCGAUUUAGAGAAUCAGCAGUCAGAUUCAGUGAAUGAACAAUCCGAUUUAGAGAAUCAGCAGGCAGAUUCAGUAAAUCAACAUUCAGAUCCAGAGAAUCAGCAGUCAGAUCCAGAGAAUCAGCAGUCAGAUCCAGAGAAUCAGCAGGCAGAUUCAGUAAAUCAAUAUUCAGACUCAGAGAACCAGCAGUCAGAUUUAGAGAAUCAGCAGUCAGAUCCAGAGAAUCAGCAGUCAGAUUCAGUGAAUGAACAAUCAGAUUUAGUGAAUCAGCAGUCAGAUUUAGAGAAUCAGCAGUCAGAUCCAGAGAAUCAGCAGGCAGAUUCAGUAAAUCAAUAUUCAGACUCAGAGAACCAGCAGUCAGAUUUAGAGAAUCAGCAGUCAGAUUCAGUGAAUGAACAAUCAGAUUUAGAGAAUCAGCAGGCAAAUUCAGUAAAUCAACAUUCAGAUCCAGAGAAUCAGCUGUCAGAUCCAGAGAAUCAGCAGUCAGAUCCAGAGAAUCACCAGUCGGAUCCAGAGAAUCAGCAGGCAGAUUCAGUAAAUCAAUAUUCAGACUCAGAGAACCACCAGUCAGAUUUAGAGAAUCAGCAGUCAGAUCCAGAGAAUCAGCAGUCAGAUCCGGAGAGUCAGCAGUCAGAUUUAGUGAAUGAACAAUCAGAUUUAGAGAAACAGCAGUCAGAUUUAGAGAAUCAGCAGUCAGAUUCAGUGAAUGAACAAUCAGAUUUAGAGAAUCAGCAGGCAGAUUCAGUAAAUCAAUAUCCAGACUCAGAGAACCAGCAGUCAGAUUUAGAGAAUCAGCAGUCAGAUUCAGUGAAUGAACAAUCAGAUUUAGAGAAUCAGCAGUCAGAUCCAGAGAAUCAGCAGUCAGAUCCAGAGAAUCAGCAGUCAGAUUUAGAGAAUCAGCAGUCAGAUUCAGUGAAUGAACAAUCAGAUUUAGAGAAUCAGCAGUCAGAUCCACUAAAUCAACAUUCAGAUGAAGAGAAUCAGCAGUCAGAUCCAGAGAAUCAGCAGUCAGAUCCAGAGAAUCAGGAGUCAGAUUUAGAGAAUCAGCAGUCAGACUCAGAGAAUCAGCAGUCAGAUUCAGUGAAUGAACAAUCAGAUUUAGAGAAUCAGCAGUCAGAUUUAGAGAAUCAGCAGUCAGAUCCAGAGAAUCAGCAGUCAGAUUUAGAAAAUCAGCGGUCAGAUUCAGUGAAUGAACAAUCAGAUUUAGAGAAUCAGCAGUCAGAUCCACUAAAUCAACAUUCAGACGAAGAGAAUCAGCAGUCAGAUCCAGAGAAUCAGCAGUCAGAUCCAGAGAAUCAGGAGUCAGAUUUAGAGAAUCAGCAGUCAGACUCAGAGAAUCAGCAGUCAGAUUCAGUGAAUGAACAAUCAGAUUUAGAGAAUCAGCAGUCAGAUUUAGAGAAUCAGCAGUCAGAUCCAGAGAAUCAGCAGUCAGAUUUAGAAAAUCAGCGGUCAGAUUCAGUGAAUGAACAAUCAGAUUUAGAGAAUCAGCAGUCAGAUCCACUAAAUCAACAUUCAGACGAAGAGAAUCAGCAGUCAGAUCCAGAGAAUCAGCAGUCAGAUCCAGAGAAUCAGGAGUCAGAUUUAGAGAAUCAGCAGUCAGACUCAGAGAAUCAGCAGUCAGAUUCAGUGAAUGAACAAUCAGAUUUAGAGAAUCAGCAGUCAGAUUUAGAGAAUCAGCAGUCAGAUCCAGAGAAUCAGCAGUCAGAUCCAGAGAAUCAGCAGUCAGAUCCAGAGAAUCAGCAGUCAGAUUUAGAAAAUCAGCAGUCAGAUCCAGAGAAUACGAAGUCAGAUCCAGAGAAUCAGCAGUCAGAUCCAGAGAAUCAGCAGUCAGAUUUAGAGAAUCAGCAGUCAGAUUUAGAGAAUCAGCAGUCAGAUUUAGAUAAUCAGCGGUCAGAUCCAGAGAAUCAGCAGUCAGAUUUAGAGAAUCAGCAGUCAGAUUUAGAGAAUCAGCAGUCAGAUUUAGAGAAUCAGCAGUCAGAUUUAGAGAAUCAGCGGUCAGAUCCAGAGAAUCAGCAGUCAGAUUUAGAGAAUCAGCAGUCAGAUUUAGAGAAUCAGCAGUCAGAUUUAGAGAAUCAGCAGUCAGAUUUAGAGAAUCAGCGGUCAGAUCCAGAGAAUCAGCAGUCAGAUCCAGAGAAUCAGCAGUCAGAUCCAGAGAAUCAGCAGUCAGAUUUAGAGAAUCAGCGGUCAGAUCCAGAAAAUCAGCAGUCAGAUUUAGAGAAUCAGCAGUCAGAUUUAGAGAAUCAGCAGUCAGAUUUAGAGAAUCACCGGUCAGAUCCAGAGAAUCAGCCGUUAGAUUCAGACAAUCAACGAUCAGAUUCACUGAAUCUGCAGGGAAAUUCAGUUCAUUGGCAAACUAUAGAACAGCAACCAAAGGCCCUUAUUAUUAAAAGUAAUUCUGAAUCAUUACAUCACAGUUCAAUGGAGUUAGACAUUGCAGAAGAGCACCAGUCCACAGAACAAAGCCGUAGUGGAGAUGAGGACUCCAGCAGUGCAGAGGAGGCAGCAGAUGAGGAAACUGAUAUAUUCUGGAAUGAAUCAACAAAAAGUGGUGGCGAAGCACUCAGUGCAAGUAUCCACAGUAUGAGAAAUGAUUUCGACCAUCUAGAAUUCAUUGACAAAGAAUUGACUGUCUGCCGUCAAAGUGAAAAACUCCAGAACAAGUGUAAACCCAAGGAUGAGAAUAUGCAGGAAAACAUGGAAUGCCAGUCAAAAGACUCUACUGAUGCUGAGAAGGAUGUUGAGGACAAUACCUCCACAGAAUCCCUGGUCGACGAUGAGAUGGACCUGUACCUCACCUGCCUGAGGAAUUCACAACAGUCAGUAUUCAGAGACGGUUUGGCGAAUGUAAACUAUGGCAAAAGACACUCGGUUAGCAGAGGGAGGUCUAUGUCAUUAACCAUGCCUUCAAUAUCAGAGUCAGUGGAUGAGGACCAGCCAAACAGUUCCCUGGAGAAAGCAUCAAAUACUGAGGACAUUACUGAGCUCGAAAGAGCUACACUGACUCUUGUGGAGGGAAAUGAACAUGUCAUUGGGUGUAACGUUUUGUGGUGGAAAGAAUUUCUAUCUCACGAUAACAUGUCAAGAUUCGUUGGGUACAGUUUUCUGAUAAUACUGUUUUUCGUGGUAGCGUAUAAUUACGACUUUGCUGCAUGUUUUGCCUUGUAUCUCCUUACGGUGUAUUGGCUGUACAAACAAUCAGAGGAAGAACCAGUGAUAGGCUCUCGGAGAGGUGAAAUAUAA